Molecule: messenger RNA, 2195 nt
Organism: Styela clava
Lineage: Eukaryota; Metazoa; Chordata; Ascidiacea; Stolidobranchia; Styelidae
Biological process (GO): regulation of transcription by RNA polymerase II
Cellular component (GO): nucleus
Molecular function (GO): histone binding; nucleosome binding
Source: RefSeq, a predicted model, not a curated record
AUCAUUUUGUAUUUCUGUAUUUAGUUUAUCAAAAUUGCAAUAGGGGCAUUGUAAUUAAUUCGAAUUGAAUGGCGGAAAAACCAAUGCUAGGGGGUUGUUGUGUGUGUUUGGAUGAAAGAGGUUGGGCUGAAAAUCCACUAGUUUACUGUGAUGGACAAUCAUGCAAUGUGGCGGUUCAUCAAGCUUGCUAUGGCAUUGUCAAGGUACCAUCAGGGCCUUGGUUUUGCAGAAAAUGUGAAUCUCAGGAAAGAGCUGCUAAAGUGAAAUGCGAGCUGUGCCCACAUCGUGAUGGUGCAUUGAAGAGAACAGAUAAUGCAGGGUGGGCUCAUGUUGUUUGUGCAUUAUAUAUACCUGAAGUUACAUUUGGAAGUGUGAGCUCGAUGGAACCUAUCAUACUUCUGAAAGUACCACCAGACAGAUACAAUAAGACGUGCUAUUUAUGUGAAGAAGAAAGCCGAUCAAGUAAAGCAUCCACAGGAGCUUGUAUGACUUGUGCAAAGCAAGGAUGUAAAGCUUCAUUUCAUGUUACUUGUGCUCAGAUGUCUGGUCUCUUAUGUGAAGAAGCAAGUGGAGGUAAUCAAACAAAAUAUUGUGGAUAUUGUAAAUCGCAUUUAACAAAGGGAAAGAAAAUGUCAUCAUCAUAUAAGAGUCUCUCUUGUGCCAAGGUUUACAAACUUCCAACAACAUCAUCAUCAGAUGAGCUUGGUUCUCCAGAAAGAUCAAUUCCUUUGUUACCGAACACAAUGAAACCUGGAGAUAUCAGAUACACAAAAGCCGGAAAGAAGAGAAGCAAAAGUUUAGAAGAAAGUUUAGCUACAGAUGAAAUUGAAAACAAGGUAUCAUCCUCCGUUGACUCAUCAGAAGAGGUUUCAGAAGGAAAUUCAAGUCAAGAGCCGGUAACAAAUUCACCACAAUCACCACCUCCGUCUUCUAAAGAUCCAUUAACAAUAGCAAAUCUUCAAUCAUCUCCUGUACCUGUUGUAUCUGUUGAACAAUUAGUCAUAAAAUCUAGUGUUCAAUCUCUUAAUACAGCAGAUCCUGAAUCUGUACCUAACAACGCUAUCACAAGUACCAAUGUUAAUGAAAAUUCUGAUGAAAAGAUGGAUACCAGUACUUAUGAAGCAAGUGAACAUUCAAAUGUACUCGCUUCUACAAUAACAGAAAUUCCAUCGCAGAUUCCAACAGAAAAUAUGAAAAUUUCAUCUUCUACUUUAACCUUAUCAUCACUUGCUGAAGCAGCAUCUGCAAUAUCACAGUCAUCAGCUGCAGAAGCAGAAGAAGUAGGUCAAAGUUCAGCGAAAGGAGAAAUAAACAAAAAGAAAAUGAAAUCUACAAAUAAAGAUACAGCUGGAAAAAAGAAACAAAAGGAAAAAAAAGCAAAAAUAAAAAAGACUUCAGAUUCAUCGAAGAAAGGGGAAUCCGCAAGUAAAAGUAAAAAGAAAACAAAGGUUUCAGGUGUGGUCGCCCACUUGCCUAUUCCUCCUUCACUAACAAUGAAAGAUCCUGCAACAGAAGCUGGUACUGCUAUAUAUCCACGACAUAGUGUGGUUACUCUGGCGAAUAUUGGUGGAAGAAGUGAGACAUAUGGACCUCAUGAAAUUGGAGAGAAUAAUAAAAUUUUCAAGCCAGACUUUACUUACGAUGGAGUGACUGCACUGGAACAAUUUCAAGAAGAACAAAAAUCUGACAGUUUGGAGUUUUUUCGGAAUUAUGGAACAACUCCUGAUGUUGCUGCUUUGAUGGAUGCUUUACAUAAGGUCAGAGAAGACAACAGAAAUAUGCAAUCAGCAAUUGAACAAAUGGCCAGAAGGAGAGACCAGUUACUCUUGAUAAAAACAAGAUUGAUGGGAUUGCAAACUAACAAUAAUAUGUCAACAACAAUAACGACCACUUCAAACAACUCAACACAGCGCAACACUUCAAUGUCACAUCAAGCACAGACUCCUACUUUGCCAUCUCGGACUGUUGCAUCCUCACGAACUGUAAUACCACCUCAAUCAUCCACACCUUCAGCUGCUCAACAGACACAUCAGUUGCAGUAUGCAGUCCCGCAUAACUUGAAUUAUUCACAAAUGCCACCCUAUCCGUAUCCACCAGUUAACACAUCUAAAUGAUGGUAGAUUGUAUUUCUGUGUGACUUAUGUGGUAAAGUUUGCUAUGUGUGUUUUAAUGUAAGAAAAAAUUCAUCAGGCAAA